AUGCAAGUAAAACCUUGGGGGACCUCGAUCCCAGCAUGUUCUCUCUUCGUUUUGGACUGCCAUGCGACUAAAAUCAACGGCGCUACUGAUGCCGUCUCAGCUCUGUGGAAUACCGCUGGCUACCUCCACGUGGGUGGUACGCUUAUCACUGAGCUACCGCGGUCAGCAACUGUAUUUCCAUUUUUUAAGCUGCGAGUGGAUCGCACCAAUAUUUCCUUCUUUUGGGACUGGAUCGAUCCAAUGGUUGCCAAGGCAGGUCUGAUGUACAACAGUCUUCCGACGGUAUUAGCGACAGAGUCUCCGUAUUGCGAAGAGUUGCAGCGAAUUUUUGAAGGGAAGCAAACCAAUUUUUCCACGACGUGGCGCCAAGGACAGUCAAGGAUCUUGUCAGAUGCGUCUUCAGGCAACUGGGCGACACUUAAAAAGGCCGUAUCCUGCGGGGCUUGGACACAGACACUGUAUCCUAUUGAGUUUGAAGAUCAGCACAGCAAGAUCAAUGCUGAAAUGUAG
Molecule: messenger RNA, 510 nt
Organism: Phytophthora infestans T30-4
Lineage: Eukaryota; Oomycota; Peronosporomycetes; Peronosporales; Peronosporaceae
Exons: 2
Coding region: 1-510 (169 amino acids)
Source: RefSeq, a predicted model, not a curated record